CUAACGUAACUUUCAGAGCAACGGCAACCCUCCGAUCCGGCAAGCAGGUUGGCGGCAGCGAUGGCGGUGGCGGCAGCAGCGGUGGUGAGGUGGACGGCAGGGACGGAGGGGCGGUACAGGCUGCGGACAUCAAGGAGAAAAAGACCGUGCGGAGAAGCAAGGUGGCAUUCAGCAGUGUGAUCCUGGACCUGGUCGGCUUGACGGUGGUGGUGCCUCUGUCUCCUGCUCUCUUUGACUGUUACUCCAAGCACGACUCCAGCGGCUUGUAUUCCUCUGUGCUCUCCUGUGUGACUUGUUACCAGCAUAUCAUCGGCGUCCCUGCGAGGUUCCACUCUGUCUUGUUUGGUGGUAUGUGGUGCCUUGAGGUGCCAAUCAUUUCUGAAGUUUAUGAAAGCAGAAACGGCUCUCCAGAAUAUGAUUUUUACCCUAGAUCUUCCCUUCAGCGUUCAGCUUAUUCCUGCAGUGACAGGUGCAGCUUUUUAAACCCUGGGAGAAGCUACUGCAUUGAUCCCAGAGGCAGCCCACGCCCUCACAUUCACGUCCUGCACGCCCACGCCCACGCUGACCACCAAGGGGACGCGGAGCACGAGCUGAGUGACUUUGAAAAGGAGAAUUUGUUGUUCGCUUUCCCUCAGCCCUCCGUCAGCUGCUUCAGGAGUUCUGUGCAUCUCCCAGGCAGGAAUCCAGACUGCUGUACUCGUACACUGAAUAGAUUGCUGAGAUACCAAGACUGGCACAGACUCCCUGGUUAUCUCUGGCAUGCCCUCAUCCAGUUGAUGUGCGAACACCACUGCAGGGAACUCUGUCGGUGUGUCUGUUCCUUUCUUUAUCAUUUCCAGUGUUCCUGCUCUUGUCAAUGCUGUUCCUGACACUGACAGUUCCUGCACUGACACUGUUUAGUUGGGUUAGGUUUGGUUACAUACAUUCCAUUCAUUACCAUCAUCAUUAUUCUCUCAUUUCUCAUUCAUUUAUCAUAAUUUUUCCAUCCACUUGUCACCAUCCUUCCAUUUCUCAUUAAUUUAUCACUUGUUAUCACCAUCCUUUCAUCUCUCAUUUACUAAUAAUUUUUAUUCCCAUGGCCUUGUUGACUGGAUGCUCUCUCUCUCUCUCUCUCUCUCUCUCUCUCUCUCUCUCUCUCUCUCUCUCUCUCUCUCUCUCUCUCUCUCUCUCUCUCUCUCUCUCUCUCUCUCUCUCUCUCUCUCUCUCUCUCUCUCUCUCUCUCUCUCUCUCUCUCUCUCUCUCUCUCUCUCUCUCUCUCUCAUGGCAUCAAGUAAGCAUUACAUUACAUGUUGCCGAGUUCUUUGGGCAUUGUGAAUGAAGUGGCCUACAGUGGUUUUUUAUUUAUUUAUUUAUUUUCUCUCUCUCUCUCUCUCUCUCUCUCUCUCUCUCUCUCUCUCUCUCUCUCUCUCUCUCUCUCUCUCUCUCUCUCUCUCUCUCUCUCUCUCUCUCUCUCUCUCUCUCUCUCUCUCUCUCUCUCUUCAAAACAAACAGGAGGUGAAUGAGUGUGAGAGAUUUUCAGGAAAAGUUAAUUUAAGUCCCUGUUUUGAUACAAAGAACAAAAAUCCCUUGUACCCAUGAUGAACUGUGCAUUAUCAUAACACCUAUCAUGUUCUAAAUCAAUUUCCCUCCCAUCUCUAAUAAUCUCUUGAUGACAAAUUAUCAGCAUUCUCAAUCUUCUCCAGAGGCUUUUGUAGUGUCAACCGCAGUAUACUUCUGCAAAAACUGCAUCAUUAUGGCACAUUCCUGGUUCAAAGGCUGUUUGACUGAUACAACCCAGUGCACAGUCCAUCAUGGAUACCUUUUAACAAAACCUACUUUUAUUUCAUGUUUUCAAGUAGCAUAAUUAUGUACUGCUUAAUAAAUGAACACCUGAA
Molecule: messenger RNA, 1874 nt
Organism: Scylla paramamosain (green mud crab)
Lineage: Eukaryota; Metazoa; Arthropoda; Malacostraca; Decapoda; Portunidae
Exons: 6
Coding region: 351-869 (172 amino acids)
Source: RefSeq, a predicted model, not a curated record